AAACGCAAAUAUCCGGCCAGGUAAAGAAAUGUCUAUUUUUGGUUUAUUGCUAUUUGUAGAGCAUUCUUUCCCACGAGACUUCCUCAACAGAUGCUUCUUACAGAGCCAGUCCAAUACAUCUACACUGCCAUACCUGACGUCCCAAAGUGCUAUACUCCCAAAACCAGGAGGAGAAGUGUCACGCCAGGAAAACAUGAAACUGAUGAAGAACAGGAGAAAAAAGCUGCAUACACCAUGAAGAUCAGUGUAGAAAAAGAUCUCCGCACUGGUGAGAGUCACAUCCUCUCCACAGCCACCAUCGCACCUCUGGAUCUCCAAGAACAAGGCAUCAAAGUCUAUGACGAUGGGCAUAAAUCUGUCUAUGCCUUGCCACCUGAUGGACGGGAUUCCCAGAACGACAUGACUGAGAUGAGCCCACUUGAAGUAGAGGAACUUCUCUUGAAAGCCUCAGAGAAGAAAGCCCCAACAGAUGUGGAAUACCAUGAACCUGUGUUUUCAAGCCCAUUCAGUCGACCUACAACCCCUCAGAGGACAGAAAGAGGCUAUAUUAGCCUUCAUGGCUUUCAGAUGCCCGACAAGAACCAGAUUCCUUUUCAAGCUGAGAACUUUCCCAAACAAGAAGCUGUUGUCUAUUUAGGCACCAACCAACCAGCUCAAAACGGAUCAUGUGCUAAUAGCGAAUACAGCGGUGUAACCAGAAUCAGCCCCGCAUCUUCUCCCACACAAGAGUAUGAGGAACAGCAUCGGAUAACUCCAACGGCAGACUCCGGGCUGGGAUUUGGACGGUAUUCACCUCUGAAUCAAAAGGAAGAUUCUAGUCUCAACUUUGUGAGCUUCCUCCCUCCCGAGGUGGAAUCUGGUGAACCUGUUACCAUGAUCUUCAUGGGUUAUCAGAAUGUUGUAUCCGAUGAGGAAGAUGAAGGAAUCCAAGCUGAACUGGUAGUUAUUGGUGAUGAUGAUGAAGAUCCUGAGGAAGCGACUUUGUCGUACCACCCUCUAGGCUACCGCAGCAAGAUCUUCAAACCCAACAGUAUGGUGUACCGCUCUGAGAUCAGGCCUGGUGGCAUCAGAACCUCCAGCUCUGGAAGACAGACGCUAGGAAAUGAAACUAAAGACCCGAUAGACACAGCGCUGCCAAUCAAACUGUCUCAACUAGGAAAAUACAUGUAAGCUCUUCAAAGCAAGAUUACAAUGUGGACAUCUUGUACUUCCUGAUGAGGAUGAAAUGGACUGAGUCUGAGAGACUGAUCUGGAAAAAAAUUGCUUAUGACAUGAAUCAUAUUUGAGUGCCAAAAACAGCAUUUGUUCAUUAUUCCAUGUUUGUACAUAAUGUUCUUCAGUUGACUGUUCUGUAAUUUGUUGUUUGUUGUUGUUUUUUCUCUUUUUAAUCAAAGUGGAGAAAGGAAAAAAUAUAUAGAAAAUUCUUUUUUUUCUGUCCCCUUUACAGAGGCAAAUUUUAAUAUCUGGUGACUUCAUUUAAUGCUUCAGAAAUAAUAUUCCAACAGAUAUAACUCUUUUGUUUAAAAACUGUUAAAAAAAAUACACCAUGCUGUAAUUAUAUAUUUUUAAUCAGUGCUAUUGUCACAUUUUCUACCAUGAACAAUUUAAAAUGAAUUACAUUUAUUAUUAUUAUUUUAAAUAUAGCAAAAUAUGUUUUACCUUUUUAGAGAUUAUGUCAUUUUUGUUCACCAUAAAUUUUACAAUUUUUAGAGAAAGAAAAGGCAGGAAAAAAUAACCAAUUGGGUAAAAAAAUAUAUUUAAAAAACAAGUUAUAUUCUCUUAAAUAAACAAGUUUUGUAAGUUUGUAAAACCACAAAAAUACUGAUUAGUAAUAUUAUUUUUUUUUCAGUAUAAUAUUUGUUGACACAUUUACAUCAAAAUUGGUCUAAGAUAACAAGUGUUUAUAACUGCAAUAUAAUAUAAAGAAAUAAUAUAUUUUAAUGCUAUAGAUAUCACUCUUUUCUUUAAAAACUGUUAAAAAAUAAAAUGCUGUAUUAAUAUAUUUUAAAUAUAUCAUCACAUUUUCUAGUA
Messenger RNA from Labeo rohita (rohu), 2031 nucleotides. Its product is annotated as palmdelphin-like. The record is from RefSeq and is a predicted model, not a curated record. Gene Ontology annotation, biological process: regulation of cell shape. Gene Ontology annotation, cellular component: cytoplasm; membrane. NCBI's taxonomy places the organism in Eukaryota, Metazoa, Chordata, Actinopteri, Cypriniformes, Cyprinidae. The transcript has 3 exons. The coding region runs from base 91 to 1170 and encodes 359 amino acids.